This is a messenger RNA of Galendromus occidentalis (western predatory mite), 1098 nucleotides long. RefSeq names its product proline-rich protein PRCC-like. The transcript has a single exon. Bases 1 to 1098 code for a protein of 365 amino acids. The record is from RefSeq and is a predicted model, not a curated record. Gene Ontology annotation, cellular component: nucleus. Lineage: Eukaryota; Metazoa; Arthropoda; Arachnida; Mesostigmata; Phytoseiidae.
AUGUCCCUGCAAGCAUUGGCCGGCUACGCUUCUUCCUCCGACGAGAGCGAUGACGAGCGCAAAGAGGAACAGUCUUCGAAUGAAGUCCCACAGCGACAAGAACCUGCGCGGGAGCAGGCGCAAGGGAAUCUGGCGUCCGGGAUAGAUUCCAUCGUAGACGACGAUGAUGACUUCGGCUUCCCCGAGGUGCCGAGCUCCACAGAUAAUGCGGGACCUGCUCUGUUUCUGUUUUCCUCACUGCCGGCUCCGAAGAGGGAAGACCCGGCUGAAAUAAUUCCUGAACUUGAGGAUAAGGUCGAAACGGUUUCGAAGCCCUCGAAACGACAGAUUUUCAUCCCGAAGCUGUCAGAGCUCGACAAGGAUGACGACGAUGAGCCGUUGGCCAAGAAACGCGUCGUGAAAAGUUCCGCUGGUUCAAGUCUUUUGAAAAUGUUGCCGCCCCCGUCUUCGGCACCGAUCGCGAAGGGCUCGGUGACAAAGCUCACCCAAUUGACACCUCAUAGUCUGGGCAAGAAACCGCUUCCCCCAAAACCGAAGCCCAAACCGAAAGCUCCUCUGCAAGCUGCAGCGCCGGGCCCUGAAGUCGAUGAUGACGACGGCGACGCACCGUCGACUUUCUUCAGCUUCGAGGAACCAAAAUUAUCCGAAGAGCAACUGAAGAAGCUCAUUACCGCGGAGGAUAUCAAACCUCGAGAGAAGCGACCCCCAAGUCCAGAAGUGGGCCCGGUGCUUCCAACCUAUCUCGAACCGGCCGCCGAGCCCGAGCCCUUACCGGCUGUGAGCGCCUCCGGCUCGCAGGAUAUCCCCGAGGAAGCUCUGCAGAAACUUCGAGGACGAAGGCAGGAGAAGAUUGAGAUUUUCUCCAUCGACGCUGCCGAUUUCACCGCCGAAGCUCGGUCGAAUCUUUCCAAAAAUCUCACCGUGGAAGAUUCUCGACCAUCGCUCAAAGAGGGUCCCGAGCUGAGUCGAUUACACAAAUCAAAGCAUCACAUAACGCAUCUGGCAUUCCAAGCGAAAGCUCGAGAGAACGAGCUGAAAAAUCAAUGGGCCACAAAUCGCAUGACGAAGAGGGAGACGCAGAAAAAAUACGGAUUUUGA